This is a messenger RNA of Cimex lectularius (bed bug), 1246 nucleotides long. RefSeq names its product serine protease inhibitor dipetalogastin-like. Gene Ontology annotation, molecular function: protein binding; serine-type endopeptidase inhibitor activity. Lineage: Eukaryota; Metazoa; Arthropoda; Insecta; Hemiptera; Cimicidae. Bases 63 to 1232 code for a protein of 389 amino acids. The transcript is spliced from 16 exons. The record is from RefSeq and is a predicted model, not a curated record.
AGAACCUUUCAGUAACAUUCCAGUAAUCGCGCAACCUGUUCUGGCUGUUAUCCUUCGUAAUUAUGAUCUUUCUUCCAACAUUCCUCACAUUCAUCGUGGUCCUCGAAUUAUCGGUAUGCGAAGACGGAUUUAAGACAAAAACGCACUCUAGCAAUGGAAUACCAAAAAGUGAUUGUAUAUGUACCGUCGAAUACUUUCCAGUCUGUGGAUCAAACGGAAAUACUUACGGAAACAUCUGCGAAUUUAAAUGUGCACAGAAGGUUCAAAGAGGAUUGAAAAUUGUAAGACACGGCGAAUGCUACAACCUAAAAAACCAGGCUCAAAGGUUUCAGGUAUAUUGCCCAUGCACAAAGGAAUAUAGACCGAUUUGUGGAUCCGAUGGUAAGACGUACGGAAACCUUUGUAUGUUCCACUGUGCCCAACGUGAGAAUAACUCUCUGACAAUAGCUCAUACAGGACGAUGUAAGCGGAAUGUGUUGUUCCAGAUCGUGUCGAAGAAUUUGAAAAAAAAAAUGAAGACUAAAAAUAAUCUAUUAUUAUCGAUCGCAAUAAUCAUUAUUGUGAUAUCUUUCGUUGCUGGAAAUGUCGAGAAAUGGCAUGACGAGUCGAAUAAGCCGUUGUACAAACUGAUAGCGAAACGACAAAGUUCCAACGUCUGUGCUUGCAACCUUUUAUUCCGGCCCGUUUGUGGUUCUGAUGGCAAAACGUACAGUAACCCGUGCCAGUUAAAUUGUGCCAAGAAACGCAACACCGGAUUGCGCAAGGUAAAAAAUCUACUGAAUUUAUUACAAAAGUAUAAAUUAAUAAUAAUUAAAAUAGUACUUUAUUUCAAAUCAGAUUAUUUUUUACGACAUUUUCCCGCAAGUAGAUGCUGCAUGGGAAAUAUGCAGGAGGCCGUUGAAGAUAAAAAGAAGAUAACUAUGAAGAGCAUAUUUUACUUAAGUGUUUUUUUAUUGAUCAUAUCGAUCAUAAAAGCCGAACCAUUGCAGGGAGAAAAAGUCGUCCAGAACAUUUCUACUCAGAAAAAUGAUAGCCAGGAAGUAAAAGCUCUAGCGGCCGAUCUGGUUUUGCAAAAGUUACUGAAAAUCACAGGUACCUGCACGAAUUCGUGCUCAAAAUUGAAAAGGCUUGUCUGCGGAACGGACGGAGUCACGUAUUUCAACCCGUGCCAGCUUAAAUGCGCCCAGAAAGUAAACCCUCACUUGAAAAUGGCUCAUCCAGGACCAUGCUAGCAAGGACCAAAAAA